CAUUUGGGCUACAACUGGCACCCCCACCUCACUGUGCCUUCUGGUGGUCAUCGGCCUGUUCGGCCCCCCUCAGGACCCCCAGGCCGCCAGCAGGAGCGCCUGGUCCCCAAGGGUCUCACGGUGGGGUUCCAGGCCAGGCAGGUUUGGGAAGGGCUGCAUUGCUCCGUGGUGAGCGUGUGGGAGCCACCUCCCCCGAGGCGGGCAAACCUGUGCUAGCACCAGGGCUCUGACGGGUCUCUGGCUGGCAAAGUUUCCAUGUUUUUGGCUUUUUAAAAUGUCUGAAAAUGUUUUGCUCAGGUAAUUUUAACUUAAAAUAAUGAAGCAGAUGUCGGAAACACAAGCCUUAAAUCUGAUUGAGACAAAGGGGAAGGUUUUUCUUGGAUUCUGUAGGGGCAGUGCAGGCCGGCUGGACCCUCCAGCGCUGCCCCUGGACUUCUCGCCCUCCCACUGGGCAGCUGUGGGCUGGGAGGGGCUUGGAGGGACAAGCCUGCUGGGGUGCCUGGUACAGCCCACUGACCCUGGAGGGUGCUCAUGGGUACCCUCUUGGGGCCUGGCCUGCGCAGCACUCCUGCCAGCCUGGUCCCUGCCCAGGUCCUCUGUUUAUGAGGCGCCGGCAGCCAGCUCCAGGCUGAGCCAUGGGGUGACUGUUGACUCAGUGUUGAACCAAAUCGAGGCUGGGGGACUGGAGGCCUCACCACAGCUCCAGCCUGUCCUCCGUGUCACUCACACUCGGUGUGCACUUUCCUUACAAAAUUGAAAUAAAGUCUAAUUUUGGAAGCCCCUGUUUAGCAAAAUGUGUGGAAAUGGGACUCAAGUCACGAGGGGGCAGGCAGAUGCCGGCCCUGCCUGGGAGCAGCUGGGGGCGUGGCCUGGGUCCUGGGGGACUCACCACCACCCUGCCAAGAACUCAGACUGCCGCCAGCGAGGGCCCCCCCAGGAGGCUGGGCCAAUGUCAGCCAAGGGGAAGUGUGCAGAGGAGCCCCAGCCCUGGUCCCUCAACCCCAGUCCACACCCCAGGCUCCUCGCCCACUUAGCCCCCCCACCCGCAGGAGGGGCAGAGGCGGGGCCAGAUGGGCAACCUCAACAAAAAGCCAGGCAGGGCCAGCAGCCAGAUCGGCCCAGGAGCACCAGGUGAGCUCUGCUUGUGGGGCAGGUGGCUAGAGGGCUCCCACAAUGUCUGCACCCCCAGGAAGCAUGGCCGCCGGCGCCCUGCAGCGUUUCACCACCCUCCUGCUCUGCCUCUUGGUGCUGCGGGCCUGGUCACUGGUGCAGCAGCGAGUGUUGGUCCCCGUGGUGAUGCUGCAACCCCAAGGGAGGGACUGUUCUCAGAUCCAGGUGGACAACCCCAGUGCCUCCAGCGGCGUGUAUGUCAUCCAGCCUGAGGGAGCCCACACGCCCUUCCAGGCUUUCUGUGACAUGCGUGAUGACGGCGGCUGGACUGUGAUUCAGCGUCGGGAGGUGGACACUGAGCAGUCCCUGGACUUUGAGAGGUGCUGGCAGGAGUACAAGAAGGGCUUUGGAGCCGUCAGAGGCAACCACUGGCUGGGGCUGGAGCACAUCUUGGAUUUGACGUCCCAGCCAGGGCGACGGGCCGAGCUGGUGGUGGACUUGAAGAGCGUCGACAACCUCACGCUGCAGGCCCGCUAUGACGACUUCCGUGUGGGCACAGAGGAUGAGCUGUACAGGCUGCACCUGGGCCAGUACUCGGGGAACGCUGGGGACGCAUUCCGGGGCUCGGGACUCAAGGACAACCAGGAGGGCAGUGCCUUCAGCACGCUUGACCGUGACCACGAUGCCUGCACACCUUGCGUGGAUGGUGACCACACCUUUGUCAGCUGCAGCCUCAAGCGCAGCGGCGCUGGCUGGUGGUACAGCAACUGUGGCCAGGCCGACCUCAAUGGGCCCAGGCCACAGCACGAGGGGGACCCGGUAAGCCUGCUCUGGGUCACGGACAGCCCCAGGCAGGCCCUGCGCUCCAGUGUGCUGCGCGUGCGCACAACCUCUGCGCCUUAGCAUCCUGCCCCCCCAGCCCCCACCCCAGCACCCAGCACCUGGCUCAUUAAACGUUCAAGCUGCGCUGUCCCUGAGUCCUCUUUAUGGGUUUGGAUGGGGGUGGGGGUGUGCUGAGCUCAGACCUUGGGCCGCUAUCCCCUCACCCCUAGCGAGGCUGGGGUGCAGAUCCACGGGGCCUGGGCAAGUGCAGGAGGGCUUCUUGGAGAAAGCUGUGCACUAGUGGUGAGGCUGAGGAGCGUUUCCCCAGGCAGGAGAGGGUGCUCCCCGCCCUUCCCAGCAGACUCACUGGAACCCUUAACACCUACCACAUGUGCCCUGGGCUGGAGCUCUGGGGCAGCUGCUGGGACGCAGAGCAGACACUCAUGGGGUUAGGGGGCCACAGUAACAUGUUCCAACCAGAUUCUAGAGUAUGGAAGAGACCAACUGCAGAGGCUGGGUGAGGGGCAAGGAGAUGGCUGAGGGACCCGGGGGGUAGUGACCCCAGCUUUGGCCUGCCUCCUGGGCAGCUAGGAAGGGUUCACUCCACCAGCAGUCCUGGUGAGAAGACCCUAGACAGGCCCAGGUGGGAGUGGUCCUAUAGAGGCUGUCAGGUUGUUGGGUUGGAUGGCUUGGGUUCAGGGAGAGAAGGCCUG
Loxodonta africana (African savanna elephant) is the source of this 2645-nucleotide messenger RNA. RefSeq names its product angiopoietin-related protein 5-like. Bases 1174 to 2013 code for a protein of 279 amino acids. The transcript has 6 exons. The record is from RefSeq and is a predicted model, not a curated record. NCBI's taxonomy places the organism in Eukaryota, Metazoa, Chordata, Mammalia, Proboscidea, Elephantidae.